CGCAUCUAUAAUAGCCUCUGGAAUAAGAGGACCGCGAACUUCCCCGGAGUCUUCUCUUUGACUCAUAGCAUUCCUGGUGGGAGGUGUUUGGUUCUGAGCAGGUGUUGAGGAGGUCCUCCUUUUUCCAGUUCUUUGAACGACGAUAUCACAGGUAGACAAGCAGGGUUUGUUUGGUAUACCGGGUUCAUUCGUCUUACAUAAUGAACACUGAGCAGUUCCAGCGAUUUUCUAAGCUUUUUAGUCUUAGAAAAGAAGAUUUUCCAUACUCAUCGCAUUUCGUUGCACGAGUACAAAAACUACGCUCAUUACAAGUUGAUCGGUGUUUGUUUUUUGAUGUUUUAUUAGCCGUAAUUGCUGGAAUACAGGAUGCUGCUGUUUAUUUCCCGCCGUCUGAUUUGAAUGAAUUGAAAACUCUCUUUUUGAAAAUUGAUGAGUCCGGUACCGACGAACUAAAACAACAUUGCUGUUUCUAUUACAUUCUCAAAGACUGGAACAAAAGCAAAGAAUUCGCAGAACAGGUCCUUUUACCUAAAAACUUUCGCACAUUGAUGGAUGGAUAUUAUGAGAUGGAUCACAUGAAUUAUGAGUCCGCAUUGAAUUGUUUCUUGCAUCCGUCUGUCAUUCCCAACUUUGCUGAUAAGAUUUUGGAGACACUGUAUCAGCAAAAGCAAUACAGACUUUCUGUUCGUUUCGUACAAACGAUUAGUCCGCCCCUUGAUACAUAUCAAAAACAAAGCACUUAUAUUCUCUCAUUAGCUCAAUUGAAUUUUGUGUGUGCUUACCAAAAUGCGCGAAAGUUUCAGAACUCACAAGAACUGUGGACUGAGAUGGUCCGUCAGGUACUUGCCUCUGAAAAUAAAAAAGCUUGUAAGUCUAUCAUUGCUCUCCCGCUUAGCCAGCAGGAACAACAGCUGCUUCGAGACAUUCUUCUCCAGGAUAAGGGGUUCUUUGCACAAAAACUACUUCUUUGUUGGCUCAUUCAAUUGGGCGAGCUCACAGAAGCCAAGAAACUUAUCGAAAGAUUAAACAACUUUGCCCUCGCACCUGAAGACGCUGCGUUCAUCGACUCUAUUAAAACGAUGGUUCCUUGAAUAUUACAAAUAAAUCAAGUAACCCAUAUGACUGAAUAAAUGAAUCCUAUACAUGUUGUGUAUCUAAGUUAUGAUAUGUACUGGUAUGAAGGGAAUGAUUGCAUGCACACAUAUAAAUAUUAAAACAGAGAAAAGAAAACGUGAGAAUGUAAGAGAUGGUUGCGAAAAUGCAUAUCGUCAGCUCAUAAAGCCGUCGAAGGUGGAUAUAGAAAACGAGGAAACUUUUUUUAAAAGCAACGACAAAGGCAAGAGGGAAUGAUCGAAUUCUCGUAAACAACGAGAAUUAGCGGAACUUAUAUUGAUGCAAUGAGAGCAUACCAGGAGAUUUAUCCGUUGAGCUAGACGGACUUGUGAAAGAAGGACUCUUGUACGGUAAUUGAGAAGUAGACAGUGACUUUCUCUUCGACAAGGCUUGUACGCCAAUGCGAGAGAGCGGUGACAUACGGGGUGUAUGAUUACCCGAUUUAUCGUUCUGUUUAUAGGAGAAGGCUUUCUUCCAAAACUCAACAGACGAUUCUUUCGGAGACGCAGAACCCGAAUUUGACUCGACUUGGGUAUCUGCAGGUUGGCCAAUGGAAGGUAAAGGUGCUGAAAGUACGGCCGUCUCUUUGUCGUGCGAAGAUAAAGUGGUACUUCCAGUUUUUGCUGUCAAAUCUAAGGGUGACCCUUGUGUCGUAGCUUUUCUAGGAGAAUGACUUGAGGGGGUUGAUAUCGUUUGACCAUUAAUAGCUUCAUUCUCUUUUUUGGCUUCAUGAUUUGGCAAGGCUGUGAAGUAAGGACUACAUACUGAUGUGGGUUUUCCGGGAUUUUCUUUCGCAGUAGCGAUUUUAGUACCAAGAGAACCAGAACUCAUUGAUUUUGGUUUCUUCAGAUUGUGCCCAGCAUCACUAGCAAGUAUUUCGGGUGAUCUUUGAGGAGCGAUAUUUGUAACAUCCGAAAGACUUGCAGUUUUCUGAGGACGUUUGGCAGUAGGAAAGUAAUUUGCAAUAUCUGUCUUUGCAACAAAUCUCCGUUUCUUGGAUUCUCCUUUCAAAGGUUCGCAGGAAACAAAUUUCUCCUUAGUAAUAGGAUUCAUUUCACCAAUUGCGAUCUGACGUGCUAUUUCUUCAUCAAUAGGCAGACCGACGAACGCUUCUUCAAUUUCGUCCAACGUUCCCACAACGUCGUUUAGAUGAACAAGCCGCUGUUGCUGAGGACAGUAAACACGCUGAUGCUGAAACGCUUUAUCAGCGAGAGUGAAAGUGUGUUCAAAGUCUAUGGGAACAUUCAGACUCCUUUCUGCACGCAUAGCACGUAUAGCAGCAUCUGGUUUAGGAAAACGCUGGAUGAAACGUAUAGCCUUCUUAAGUCCAAUGCCCCCGAUACCGUCUGUGUAGUCACAGCCCGAGAAAAUAGCCAGGUAUCGCAGCAUGUGAUCGUUGAAUCCUUGGAGACUCAUAUUAGGAAGCCGUGGAAUAUCUUCUCGACGUACGACAUCGCAAUUGCCAAAGUUAUCAAGUUUAAAGAGCACGGUUCGAGCACCAAAGAUCAACAUAUCCGAGUCCUCAGUGAUGAUACCGUCAAUGAAACCCGUCUUUUCAAGGUACACAAGCUGAGGAUCAGCUUCGUACGGAGCUACAACAAAUGGAAUGUUGUUUUGUCGUAAUGUCAUAGCAAAUCUAUUCGCCAUUUCUGGAGUAACAUCGAUCGAGCGUGAAAGAUGCAUCAUUGCUUGACUUCUCUUUCCUUCAUUCCACAGCUUUUUUCCUAACUCGAGAGCUUCUUUACGACGAGCACGUCGUUUCUCUUCAGUACCCAGUUUACUAGGCAAAGGUCCUCCAUCAAACACGACAAAUGGCUUAACACCGUAAUAGGUUAGCAUAGAGAUUCUAUGCAUUGCAUACUGAAUGUAUUUAUCCGUUUCAAUGUUGAAUGCGAGCUCUUUAGCACAUGCAAACACACCUUUAUGCAACCAAACGUAAGCAUCUACCCCUAGCGUUUUCCCAGAGAAUUCCUCGAUAUGUGAGGGUUUUUGAAUGUCCUUCAAGAGCCCUAAAAGCCCUUUAACUCCCAUAUAAACAAUCUGGGUCUUGUGCUCCUGGUACUUCCCGCUAAGACUGGCUCCGGUGUUGAGGACAAAGAUAAAAGUACUAUUAAACAGAACUCUAGGAAGCUAAGAUAUUAGCAACGGAAACAGAAGGAACCGUCCUAUAGAGAAUAGUAGUGUAAUUAAGAAAUCCCGUACUAUUACGCUAACAGAAUUACACAUAUAUACAAUGUCUGUAUUUAUUUCAUUU
Molecule: messenger RNA, 3367 nt
Organism: Schizosaccharomyces japonicus yFS275
Lineage: Eukaryota; Fungi; Ascomycota; Schizosaccharomycetes; Schizosaccharomycetales; Schizosaccharomycetaceae
Product: fungal protein
Exons: 3
Coding region: 201-1091 (296 amino acids)
Cellular component (GO): nucleus; nuclear pore
Source: RefSeq, a predicted model, not a curated record